Molecule: messenger RNA, 4739 nt
Organism: Suricata suricatta (meerkat)
Lineage: Eukaryota; Metazoa; Chordata; Mammalia; Carnivora; Herpestidae
Gene: TTYH3
Product: tweety family member 3
Exons: 14
Coding region: 140-1714 (524 amino acids)
Cellular component (GO): plasma membrane
Molecular function (GO): volume-sensitive chloride channel activity; intracellularly calcium-gated chloride channel activity
Source: RefSeq, a predicted model, not a curated record
CGAUUCGGGUCGGGCCGAGCCCAGGAGCGCACGGGCAAUGCGGGCGGCCGGGCGGGGGUUGGCCGGCCCCUGAACCCCGCGCUCCCUGGGCAAGUGAGGGAGCCCCGCAGCGGCGCGCGCCGGAGGCGGCCGACCCGCCAUGGCUGGGGUCAGCUACUCGGCGCCCUGGUGGGUGAACCUCCUGCACCGGCUGCCCCACUUCGAUCUGCGCUGGGAGAUCACCAGCAGCCAGUUCCGGCCCGAAGAUACCGACUACCAGCAGGCGCUGCUGCUGCUGGGGGCCGCCGCGCUGGCCUGCCUCGCCCUGGACCUCCUCUUCCUGCUCUUCUACUCCUUCUGGCUGUGCUGCCGGCGGCGCAAGAGCGAGGAGCAUCUGGAUGCCGACUGCUGCUGCACCGCCUGGUGCGUCAUCAUUGCCACCCUGGUCUGUAGCGCUGGCAUCGCUGUGGGGUUCUAUGGCAAUGGGGAGACCAGUGACGGCAUCCAUCGGGCCACCUACUCGCUCCGCCAUGCCAACCGCACAGUGGCAGGGGUCCAGGACCGCGUGUGGGACACCGCGGCGGCGCUGAACCGCACGGCAGAGCCCAGCCUGCAGAGCCUGGAGCGGCAGCUGGCCGCGCGCCCAGAGCCCCUGCGUGCGGUCCAGCGGCUGCAGGGCCUUCUCCAGACGCUUCUAGGCUACACUGCUGCCAUCCCCUUCUGGAGGAACCCGGCUGUGUCCUUGGAGGUGCUGGCUGAGCAGGUGGAUCUCUACGACUGGUACAGGUGGCUGGGCUAUUUGGGCCUGUUGCUGCUCGACGUGGCCAUCUGCCUGCUGGUGCUGGUCGGCCUCAUCCGCAGCUCCAAGGGCAUUCUGGUUGGGGUCUGCCUACUGGGGGUCCUGGCCCUGGUCAUCAGCUGGGGCGCGCUGGGCUUGGAGCUAGCUGUGUCCGUGGGCUCCAGCGACUUCUGUGUGGACCCCGACACCUACGUGACCAGGAUGGUGGAGGAGCACUCCGUGCUGAGUGGGGACAUCCUGCAGUAUUAUCUGGCCUGCUCGCCCCGUGCCUCCAACCCCUUCCAGCAGAAGCUGUCUGGCAGCCACAAGGCGCUGGUGGAGAUGCAGGAUGUUGUGGCUGAGCUGCUGAAGACCGUCACCCAAGAAUCCCCGGCCACCAAGGAUCCUCUGCUCCGGGUCCAGGAGGUGCUGAAUGGCACAGAAGUGAACCUGCAGCACCUCACCGCCCUGGUGGACUGCCGCAGCCUGCAUCUGGACUACGUGCAGGCCCUCACUGGCUUCUGCUACGAUGGCGUGGAGGGCCUCAUCUACCUGGCGCUCUUCUCCUUCGUCACAGCCCUCAUGUUCAGCUCCAUCGUCUGCAGCAUCCCGCACACCUGGCAGCAGAAAAGGGGCCCCGAUGAGGACGGGGAAGAGGAGGCAGCCCCAGGGCCCAGGCAGGCGCACGACAGCCUGUACCGCGUGCACAUGCCCAGUCUGUACAGCUGUGGCAGCAGCUAUGGCAGUGAGACCAGCAUCCCUGCCGCAGCCCACACCGUCAGCAACGCCCCGGUCACUGAGUACAUGAGCCAGAAUGCCAACUUCCAGAACCCGCGCUGUGAGAACACGCCCCUCAUCGGACGCGAGUCCCCGCCGCCCUCAUACACCUCCAGCAUGAGAGCCAAAUACCUCGCCACCAGCCAGCCUCGCCCCGACUCCAGCGGCAGCGGCCACUAGACAGCCCCAGCCGGCCACCCACCCGCGUGCCAAUCGCCCCGCUCCUCCCCGUGCCAGCACUGCCGCUUUCACCUGAGACCACUCGCCGAACCCUCCGCACGCACGCCAGGCCCGCUGCAGGCCCCUUUGCGGCCCCUUUCCCUUCCCCAUCCCAUCCUGCAGGGGCAUGGAGAUGAGGAGCUCCAGGCCUGCGCCCUCCCCUCAGCCACACGCCUGGACACCUGCGAGUGAGGCCACCAGCGCCGGGCCCUCACCCCCCACACCUGCCCACCUGAAGAUCUGGGUUCGCAGAGCACUGCCCUGGGCCAGCCAUGUACCCACCCCUCGCUCUGCAGCUCGCUGACCCCGUGGACGCCCACGUUUUCCUCGGCUCACACCCGGCCUGCCCCUUCCCUCCUGCAGCUCUGUGCUCCUGCGCCCCCCAGGCUUCUGUCCACAGGCUGUGCAGCGCCCCUGUGGCGCCCAGCACCCGGAGGGGCCUCGGCACACGUCUGCCUGCCAGGCUCCCUUGCAGAGAGCUCCCGGGGCACCUCUUGCCCCUCCGGGCAGUCUGUAGCUCUUCCUUUUCUCUCUACUGACCACAGGCCCCUCCUGCUGGUUGCCAGAAGCCUCCCAGGGAGGCUCCACUUCCUCUGCCUCCUGCCCAGCACUGCUCUCUCCCACAGCGCCCACCCUGCCCGCAGCACCCAGCCCCCCCGCUGCCGCGGCGGGAGGACGGCAGGGGCCAUGCUGAGCCCUGGUUGCCCACUCAGUGCUGGCCACCUUCUUGGUGCCAAACCCCCUCCCCCACCCCAAGACUUGGCAGCUCGUCUGGUUCGUUUUUGCACUAACCACAUUUGUCACCCUAGGGCAGGCGGGACUGCAGGCCGGGCAGCCCUCCCUUCUCAGUUCCCUCUCUGUUCAGGACAGGCGCAGUGUCCCGUGCUGGGCUGUGGGGCUGGCCCCAAGCUGGCUGCGAACAGGCCCUCAGCCACUGCCACCCCUCUUGGGACUAACCACUAACCUCACCCAGCCUCUGCAGGCACCCCCUGGCCGGACCAGAGCCAGCAUAAGAGUCCAGGCCAGAGAUGAGGUCUGAGCCGGCCGUCUGGGGAUCAGGCUGGAGUAGCCGUUUCUUGUUGGGGUACUGCCGGGGAAGGGCUGUAGAUAGGCAGGCAGCCCAGGAGCCUGGAGAGCCGUUCCCGGACAAGCGCUGCCCCAGGAUGACUGUGUCCUAGGGAAUGAAUGUCCCUUGGGCUGUACGAGGUUCCUGGGCCUCGGUCUCCCUACCUGUGAAGUGGGAAAAAGACUUCCCUAAGGUGCUUUGGCUUUAGUGUACAAUGUUUGCUGUGUUUCCUGCCGUGGAGAGGGGGCUACCCCUAAAUCAGGAUGGGGCGGCCCCUGCCACUCCCAACCUUGGCCUAGCCAGCCUGAAACGGAAAGGCUCUGACCUGUGCAUCGAGCCAGGGGCAGCAGAGUACCAGCAGUGGCCACGUGUGAGGGCCCAGGUCCUGCAGUGGGAGGUGGGCAGCUGGCCAAGCCGCUUACAGACAUGUGGCUCUUCCUUCCUGGGUGGGGGCAAUGCCCUUCCCUGGGACAGGCCGCCUGCCCUUCCUCCACAAUCCUCUCUCUGUGUUGGUGUCUGGGACCAAAAGGGCCGGUGGGCUGGAGGCCAGGCCACAUCUGCCCCACUAUGGGGGCAAACCCCCGCCCCAGGAAGGGAAGGGAGUUAACAGGCAAACACUGGGGUGCCCCAGGUAGUCCUGGGGCCCCGAGCCUUGCGUCUGAGCCCGUGGGCACGGCCAAACCUCACUGCAGGGCACUGGAGACCCCGAUCCCUGCCCAGCCGUGUUCUGGGCCCCCACGGCAUAGCUGCCCAGUGUUUCCUCUGGGCUCCACAGUGGCAAGAGCGCUCCGGGCCCGGGGUCCAGAGGAGGCUCCAGCAGCCUUGCCUGAGUGCUGCUGUGCGCCCUGCCGCUGCUCAGAAGCACAAAUGGCUGCCUGCGGCCCUAGGAGGCUGCCCGCAAUGUGAAUGUACAUAGCAUGAGAGGCGGGUGCUGCCCAGACAGGCUGCGGACCUUGGCCGUCCUGGGAGCUCCCUCUGUGCGUCCUGUGCUUGUGUGCCUGCCCCAUCUGUGACGUUAUCGAGUUCCUCAUUCUCUCCAAGGUUGAAUAAAGGAAAAGGAGAAUAAAUCACAAGGGGCUCGAACCCAAGCCUCAGUCUGUGGAGGAGAGCAGGUCCUGCCAUUGGUUUUCUUUCUGUUUGAAGUUUUCAGGGUUCCCUUCCUCACCGCCCCCCCCCAUCCCAGUGACUUCUCCGCAUCCCUUCCCACUGGCCCUUGACAAAGUGGGUGGCAGGUGGGAGGGAGGAGCCCCCGGGGCCUAGAAGCACCCCCACAUAGGGUCCAGCUGGCUCCCAGGGCCCGGACAGGCUGGGCAAGUGGGAGGCAGGGUCCAGCCGGGACACCUGGCUGAUGGGGCUCCCCGUGCCAACAUCCACUGCCCCUGGGUCCCUUGCCGCGUCACCCACCCCAUCUCACUAUGCAAUUCCAGGCCAAGUACCAUUCCCUCCCUACCCAGGACUGCUGCCCAGCCCAGGAGGGGUGGGGAGCCUCCCUGGGCCACAGCUGAGGGGCAGGCAGGGAUGGUUGACUUAACCAUAAUGGUUGCGUGCUAUGCCACUGUUCUAUAUAAUCUAUCAUCCAACAUGAUUUUGUUACGACUCCAACCCUCCCAGUCCCCUCCUGGCCCCUAUACCCUCUCCCCAGUGUGAUUUAGUGCCAUGAGCGGGAAGAGGGAACUGAGGCCCAAACCAUUUGGCACCUUCCUCCAGCGUCUUCCUCCAACCUCUGCAGGGCCACGGCUGUAUGUGCUGUCGCUGUUUUUUUAUUUUUGUUUUUGUUUUUUUAACUGUGUUUGGGGUUUGAUUUUUAUUUCUUUGGGGGCUUUAUUUUUCUCGACAAAUAACUAAAAAUCUUGUCAAUGUAAUUUCUGUGGUUUCUAUUGAGCUUGGGUUUCAUGUUUUAAAAUAAAUUUUAAAAAACAA